AUGGCUGACGAGGGGGGAUUCAAGAAGCACCGUCGUCGCCGCAGAAGUCGCAGGAAGAAAGCAGCGACUACCAUUGGUAACUUGGUAGCUGGCCGAGCUCCAUUAGGCUGGGGGUCUCCUUCGUCUCUCAGGCCUGCUCCCCCAGCUCUAGUCACUCCUUCAGUGACAGGGAUUUUGGAACACAGUCCUUCUCCAUCCACAACUUCCAGAUCACCACAUUCUCCAAGCUUGUCUCCAGCUCUCAAGUCAGAGGCGACCAGCAGCUCUCUCCUGUCGUCCACACCAGGUUCUGGGGAUUCAGAAAUUGCGAGAUACUCCCCUCCUCUCGUCCCUAUCCAUCUUCUGCCAGAAGCCUUCCUCUCACAAAAAACCGAAAACCAAGUGCAAGAGGACAUGUUCCCAAAGACCAAAUACCUGUCUACCGUUGGUGGACCAACUUCAUCCGCAAACACUCGGUCCUCCAUGGAGCUUGACGACUUCGAUGAUCUUGCGUCUUCGCAGCCGCUGCCCCUGAGCUCGCUUAGCAGCCGAACGCAUUCGAGAAACAAAGGCUCGAAGGCCUGGAGAUCCUUCGCCGAUGAACAGAAUCAAUACAGGCUGGAUGACCUUGGCCUCGGUUCGAUCUGGUCCAAAGAUACCUAUCAUCAAGCUACUGGCACUGUGAGCCAGUCACAGCACAAGAUCCAGAACCAGGAGAAUCGACUUCCAGUCUCAGGAUCCGCCUUGUCACGAGCCGUCCUCAUGAGUGAUCCCAAGUUCGGGCAAGGACACAACCCAAGUGCCAGCGAUGAAGGCUCAGUCCUUGCCUCGCACGAUCAUUCAAAUGCUCACGGCAGUCACCAGCCUCGGGGCUCAUUCUCUCAGCAGCCUCCCAAAAUCCACGCAGUGGACACCAUGAUUUCGCCUGGACAUUUGGGAUCAAUCCCCGGAAAGCACAGCCAAAACCAAGUCCCCAAGCCAGAAGAACUCGCCCCAUUGGCUCGCCCUUCCUCUGAGGAUGCGUCUGGAAUUACCACUCUUGGAACCAAAUAUCCAAAGCUUAACGGCUGGCACGUUGAAGGUUCUGGAGAGCCUAUUCCUAAGAUGGACAUAAAAGCCUUCUUGGACAGUGUUCUCGAAGGAUCCUACAAAGUUAACGAGCCCCUCGUCGAUCCAUUUUGGGGUCCCGUGAAAUCCUAUCAGACAGAGAAGGUGACAAAAGAGCCAAUCCAAAAGAAUACUACCAAGCCUGCCGAACAUUUUUGGGGUAUCCCCCUGCAGUUCGAAGAUACCAUCAAGGGACCAACCAAGAAAGAUGAGAAAGAACGGAAGCCAGUAUCUAUUCCUACAGAGAAGGGCCCUGAGUUUGGAAAAAAGGUCUACUUGAACACAGCAUCUCUUUCUACAGAGAGAGGCCCUGAGCUUGGAAAAAAGGUUUACUCGAACAUGAUGCACUCCAAUGACCCAUUCAAUCUCUUCCAAGUGGCUCGUGAACCGAAGAACUUUGGACUUUCUAGCGGCGGAUAUCCUGCAUCUGGAGAACCUUCUAUCCUCGGCAUGCAUUAUAUCGAUCCUUUCUUUGGUGCGGCAACUUCCAACGGGGCCUCACAGUUUACUGGCAAAGGAGAACAACCCGUGGACCGGUCGAAGGUUUUCAUUGAAGACAGCAUGGCCGCGAGAAUCAGUGCAUCUACUAGACGGGCCCCAAAGCUGCCUCCAGGCUUGCAUCAACCGAGCUUCUAUGAUGAUCCCAUGGGUUUCUCUAAGGACCCUAAUGCCAGAAUGGAAGAAGCCAAUCGCUGGUUUCAUGAUGACACUCUUUACGAACCAUUCCGGAAGCAAAUUGCCGACAUCUCUCGCAACUACGCAGCAGAGUGCAAGACCAAGGAUCCUAAUUGCGACCCAGUUGCCAUUGAACAGACCAACAACUUGUUGGGCAACGCCAUCAUCAAUCUCUUUUCAUAUGUUGAUGGAGAUCGCGAAAAACAGCGCGGCAACUUUGCGAACUUUGGAGACGUUGCUGCCGGUUGUUACGAAUCCAAUGACGGAGGACGUCGUAGCUAUUUUGACCAGGAUCCAUAUUUCAGUGAGACCCGCAACCCUCCCCGCCCUCCCCUGAGAACCAAGAGCAGAUUUUUCGGAUCUCGGGUCAAUGAAGAAGGUAAGGGAAAGGAACAGAAAGGGGAGAAGGAGAAGAAAGACGGAGAGGAAGAGAAAGACGAGGAGAACGGAAAGAAGGAGAAGAAGGAGGAGAAGAAAUUUUGAAUACCGAAUGAAGCUGGGACUAGAAACUUGAUUGUUGAAUGCUGGUUAUUCAGGUGUUCCUUUUUUGUUUCUAGCCGCUCUAUUGCGUCUUGUAUCCGCUCGUGGACUAGACAUUGGCCUAUCUUUCUGCAGGAGGGUUUUCGGAUUCAUUGAACAUGACUUGGAGAUGAGGUCAUUGGGCUGGG
This is a messenger RNA of Penicilliopsis zonata CBS 506.65, 2429 nucleotides long. RefSeq lists its product as hypothetical. Lineage: Eukaryota; Fungi; Ascomycota; Eurotiomycetes; Eurotiales; Aspergillaceae. The transcript is spliced from 5 exons. The coding region runs from base 1 to 2244 and encodes 747 amino acids. The record is from RefSeq and is a predicted model, not a curated record.